AUGUUAGUUCACAUGCAGAGCUCCUCCAGCAGCUGCGAUGGGUUUUCCGAGACCCUGCCGAUGAAAGAUACGGUGGAGCGGCGUAGGCGGAAACUUCAGGACGCCCUGGGAAGCCUGGGAGAGGACUCCGACGCACCCCCGGCGCUGCGACGCCUUGCCCUUGCGGAGGCCGAAGAUGUUAUUCCUCACUGGGGCGAACUCCGUGAGUUGGGGAAUCGGCAGGAAGAGGAACACAGCGCACAGUAUGAAGAAACUUCUGGCGUUGGGGUGACAACAACUGCACCGCCAUCGCCGCGCGACGAGAAUGCGAGGAGUUGCUCUAGCAGGCCAGAUGGAGCAGCGCAAGUCUGCCGUAUUACUAGCCGCGAGAAUGUGGAGCCGAACGUAGUUCGCCACAAUGACGCUGCACAUGGCAUGAAUGGGCACUCUUUCAACAGACGAAGUGUGGAGAGUCGUGGCCCUCCAUCUAAGACGGCAUUGUUGUCGCCAGUUCUUCGGGCGUUCUCCUCCUUCGCUUCCUCGCUGUGUUCGCUGGGUCAUGGUGUUGCCGCGACGAGGACGAGAGGAGCUGCAUUUCCGGGUGGCGGUAACACCAGCUAUCCGGAAGGAAGAAGUUCCUUUAGUUCCUCACAGGCCGAUAAGUUCUUGCCGGAUGCGCCGUGCUUAGAGAGAAGGGAUGCAAUGUCACUAGAGCGUCAAUGUAGUACGGCUGGUAGUGGCGCUUGUGUUGUCCGUGCCUCCUUACACGUCUCCGACGCUGCUGAGGUUCAUCAAGGCUCCUCUGCCACUUCCUUCAGCAGUCCGUUUGGGCUGUUGGAGCCUGAUUUAUUUGCGGCCUCAUACCCGCGCGGGAGAAACCCCGAACGCCCUCGACGGAGCACCGUGAAAGCCACUUCUACUGUGAAGAAGGCCCAUUGCAAGGAGCCGGUUCACAGUCGCGUGAAGGAGAGGGUCUUCCCACCAUACUCCCAAAAUGAGGCGGCAGUGUCAUUGGGUGGUGUGCAGGCCCACCAACGUGUGAGGACGCGUGAAGGUGAGGGCUUUUUCUCCCCCUUGACGUCGCGACAAGAGUCUACAGACUCUUUGAUGCAUUUUUCGUCCACCGCUCAAGCCCCACGCCAUAAUUUUUUCUGGAGCCCGCGAGUCCACAAGCAAACGCAGCUCCAGUGUCAGCAUUCUCGGGUCUAUUCGUUCAGUUACGCCAGCUCGGAGAAAACUCCGUGUAGUCCGACAGCUAGCGGCAGCGUUCGCCCGUGGACUUCUGAGUCCCUGGAAUGGAUACAUCAGAGGUUGCUUCUUCAACAGGGAAAUGCGGGUACAAUGCCCGUAUUUCUUUCUGGAAGUGCUGCGGGGGAGGCUGGGGAAGGUGGGGCAGUUCGGCUACCAGCGAGGCACAACGGCAGGUUGGAGGAAAACAGUAUCAGCAGCUUGAUUCUAACGUGUGCAACUAGCAACGUUGAUACAAUGCGGACCUGCCCAGAUGCUCCGCUAGACGCCUUUAUGGGGUCCUCCACGUACACUGCGAACGGUGUAAUGACCCCAAUGACAUGA
Molecule: messenger RNA, 1551 nt
Organism: Trypanosoma conorhini
Lineage: Eukaryota; Euglenozoa; Kinetoplastea; Trypanosomatida; Trypanosomatidae
Exons: 1
Coding region: 1-1551 (516 amino acids)
Source: RefSeq, a predicted model, not a curated record